AACGCACUAUAGUGUAUGAAUGUUUAUUUAUCUGUGAGAACACCGAAGAGGGACGGAGACGGAGAGGAUAAUCUAUCUAUCUACAGUCAGAAUUCAGAAAACAGUAAAUGUACACGAAAAAUGGCUGCUGUGGUUGUACAAUCUCGUUUUGCCGGACUGAAAAUUGAAGAUGACGAGAUUUCUCCUAACGAAGCUCAAAAGACUAGCAAGAAUAAAACUAACAUUGCUAAAAAACUUGAACCUGCAAAGAAGCCAAAAAGUACUAACAAUAAUAACAACAAACUACAGGCUGCACCUAAAAAACGAAAGUCAAAACCUUCUGGUGCAACUUCGGAGCAAUGGGAAAUGUGGAAGCAAAAGGAUGAGGAACUUGUCCAUGGAAACUAUGAAUCUGAACUCCAACAAGCAAUACUACUAUCUAAACUUGAUUACGAAGAAAAGAAAAUUGUAUACAAGCAAUUGAAAAAGAAUGCAGAUGUUGAGAAAAAAGCUGAACCCUCUCGGAGUGGAAAUAAGAAAAAUAAAAAGAAAACUGUUAUGAGUUUAGAGCAGUUUAACGAUAUGGGUAAUACAGAAGAGCAUAAAAUUUCCAAUGAAGAAAAAAGCGAAAAAGAUUGUCAAGUACAAGAUAAAGAUACAAAGUUCUUUGAAAGGAUUCAAGAUGAAACAAAACAUGAACUCUUAAAAGACAAAAUUAUUGAGAGAGUACGAAAUCAAACUGUAUCUGAUGAAAUAAUUAACCGGGUUCAAUAUAUAGAAGCUCUACAAAAGAAAGAUAAAGAAAUUACUGGUUUGAAACAGGAAGUCACAAGGCUGAAAGAGGAACUGCUAACAGUCAAAUCACGAAAUAAAAAAUUAUGCAAUAUCUUGGGGCAGGGUGAAAUGAAAGACAAAGCUGAGGUUCUUAUUGAAGUGGAGCGAUUGCGAGCUGUGCAGGCAGAACUGAAUGCUGAACUUUCAUCCCUUCAUUCUGAGCUUGAGAAGGAAAGGUCCAAGAAUACUGAUCCAAGAACUAAAGACAAGAAAAAGAGGGGCGCAAAUGGAGACAAAGAAAAAUAAAUUUACGUAAAAAAUUGAAUAUAUUAAAUCGUACGAAAGUAUGCCAAUUUUGAUAUAUUCUUACAUAUUAAAUUAUUAGAAAUGUGAUUAUAUAUAGAUUUAGGCACUUAAAUGUGAACUUCCUUGUUAAGUGUAAACUUGAUUGUGGAAAGAUCGAUCUCUUAUUUUUUUAUUAAUAUUUAAGUUGACUAUUACAAAAUAUAUACUACAUAUUUUAUAUUGUUCAUGGUUUCCAACGAUAAGAUAUUUAAGGCUACUUUUUUCUAAAUGCAACACUAGCCCAUUCCUCAAACUUUUGAGAAUCAAUUUUUUUUGUAUUAAAUAAACCACAUUUCAUCUUUCAAAACUUGGAUCCUGUUGAUGUUGCUUGCAAGAUUUUUCAAGAUGUCUCAAGUUAAGUAUUAGUUUUAUUAUUUAAGCUAAAAAUGUGUCUGAUAUAUUCCUCCUAAUCCGUCUUUAAGUUACUUUUUUUAUUAAAGUUUUUAUGUAUUA
Messenger RNA from Pieris napi, 1551 nucleotides. Its product is annotated as G kinase-anchoring protein 1-like. The record is from RefSeq and is a predicted model, not a curated record. Lineage: Eukaryota; Metazoa; Arthropoda; Insecta; Lepidoptera; Pieridae. Gene Ontology annotation, biological process: signal transduction. The transcript has 7 exons. Gene Ontology annotation, cellular component: Golgi apparatus. The coding region runs from base 16 to 1059 and encodes 347 amino acids.